This is a messenger RNA of Artibeus jamaicensis (Jamaican fruit-eating bat), 2212 nucleotides long. It is a transcript of the gene ST3GAL6, whose product is annotated as ST3 beta-galactoside alpha-2,3-sialyltransferase 6. Gene Ontology annotation, molecular function: beta-galactoside alpha-2,3-sialyltransferase activity. The coding region runs from base 259 to 1254 and encodes 331 amino acids. The record is from RefSeq and is a predicted model, not a curated record. The transcript has 11 exons. Lineage: Eukaryota; Metazoa; Chordata; Mammalia; Chiroptera; Phyllostomidae. Gene Ontology annotation, biological process: glycolipid biosynthetic process.
UAAUUGAGCUGGAUAUGUUAUUUUUUUUUAAGGAGACUGAACUGGAUCCUGUGGCUAACCAGUCAUGAACUACAGUAAUGUAAUAUACUUGUCUUGCCAGAGAAGAAGCAGCGCAGCCUCUGUCCUGGAUAAUUUGUAGCGGUACCAGAAUUUCGCAAACAGCCUCCUGAAAAUUCCAGCACGCUUACCACAGCCUUCACCUUCGGGACCAGAGGGCCGCUGGGAAACAGAUUUCUUAAAAGUGCAGGUGGGCCAGCCAUGCGAGGGUACCUCUUGGCCAUCUUCCUGAGUGCUGUCUUCCUCUACUAUGUGCUGUACUGUGUAUUGUGGAGAACAGAUGUCUAUGGGGUGCCACCUGUGGAAAUGAGAUGGCGAAGUAAGACCCGGCCUUGCUCCUCGAAGCCAGCUUUUGCCUCUCUCCUGAGGUCCCACCAGUUCCAUCCUUUCCUUUGUGCUGCUGACUUCAGAAAGCUCGCUUCCUUAUACGGCAGCGAUAAGUUCGAUUUGCCCUAUGGGAUAAGAACCUCAGCGGGACAUUUUCAACUUGCUCUUUCAAAACUGCAGAGCUGUGACCUCUUCGACGAGUUCAACAGUGUGCCGUGUAAAAAGUGCGUGGUGGUUGGUAACGGAGGAGUUUUGAAGAAUAAGACAUUAGGAGAAAAAAUUGACUCCUAUGAUGUAAUAAUAAGAAUGAACGACGGUCCCGUUGUAGGACAUGAAGAGGAAGUUGGGAGAAGGACAACCUUCCGACUUUUUUAUCCAGAAUCUGUUUUUUCAGAUCCCAAACACAACGAUCCCAAUUCCACGGUGAUUCUCACUGCUUUUAAGCCGCAGGAUUUAAAGUGGCUCUGGGGAUUGUUGACCAGCGGCAGAAUAAACACUAAUGGUUUUUGGAAGAAACCAGCCUUAAACCUGAUCUAUAAACCGUAUCAAAUAAGAAUAUUAGAUCCUUUCAUUAUCAGAAUGGCAGCUUAUGAGCUGCUUAAUUUUCCAAAAGUGUUUCCCAAAACUGAGAAACCCAAACACCCAACGACGGGCAUUAUCGCCAUCACGUUGGCAUUUCAUAUAUGUCAUGAAGUUCACCUUGCUGGUUUUAAAUACAACUUUUCUGACCUCAAGAGUCCUUUGCACUACUAUGGAAACGAUACCAUGUCUUUGAUGAACCAGAGUGAGUAUCACAACGUGACGGCAGAGCAGCUCUUUUUGAAGGACAUUACGGAAAAGAACUUUGUAGUCAACUUGAUUCCAGACUGACCCUCCGGACAGCGAAGAUAAUACUAACAGUAUAGUUUUAUUUUUAUACUGCAAUUUUUAGUUUAUUUUUAAAUGUAUGCACUUGUUAAGAAAUGAGGUACAGGGUCCAGCAGAAGUUACGCCUGCUUGAGUAACUCGAGGGGACCAUUUGGGUGUCAUAAUUUAUAGUUUUAAUUUGAACAUCUCACCUAAAAUGUCACAUGGUGUGGUUCAGUAUAUUGAUAGGUUACAGACUGUCGUGCUCAUUAUUUUGUAAUAAAAUGGGGGCGGGGUUUUUUUGGUGCUGGACCCUGUAUAUUAAGCCGAUUGCCGCCUGGUGAUUCAUAACCACCAGCUUAAUUUCUAUGACUGUAUUUAAUUUAUGAAAACCAAGAGAUCAGGAUAUCAGGGAAAGAUGUUAUAAUUGCGUUUUAAAAUAAGCUAGUUUUGAGGUGUUUUAAAGCAUCUUUUUAGUUAUUUCAUCUUACACUUUUGAAGGGAUGCGUUUUCCUAGUAAGUAUGGAAAUUUAAAUUCACUGCAAUGAAGUACAAGAUGACAUAUGGGGACUGCAGAUUGUGGGGGGCACGUGGCCCUGCCUCCGUGUGGCAGGCUGGGCUGGGAGCACUUCAGGUCUGUAUCUGGAUGGCUGUUCAGUUUGUUUGCUUGAUUUAAGGAACCUGAUUUGAAUAUUAAACCAUCUCUGAAUACGGCAGUGUAGAUGGUAAUGGAAAUCUAAGAUCAUGGGGUAUAAAUAGGCUUUUUGUCCUGCAAUUAAGUAAAACACAAUUAUGAUGAGUAAUUAGGUAGAAUAAAGAUGGUAGUUUUUGUUUUUACGUGGAAAUAGGCCAAACGUGAAAUUGUAGGCGAGUAAAUAACCAAAGAGUGCAGUUUUUAAAGUCUUGUGAUUGUGUUAUUUCAAAGAAAUAAAGUUUAUACGAAGAAGCUGAGUUAGAGACAUUCAAGGAGAAAAUCCUUAAA